This is a messenger RNA of Mesocestoides corti, 741 nucleotides long. Lineage: Eukaryota; Metazoa; Platyhelminthes; Cestoda; Cyclophyllidea; Mesocestoididae. The record is from the annotation of a GenBank genome assembly.
AUGGACUCGAAAAUCGUUCUCCUGCAGGAUGCUGCUACUCGGCUGCGUAUCAAUAGCAUCAAAGCUACUGAUGCCUCAAAGUCGGGCCAUCCGACGUCAUGCGCCUCCAUUGCCGAGGUGAUGGCUGUUCUCUUCCUUGAUGAAAUGAAGUACUUUGUCAAGGACCCUCGCCAUCCUUCGAACGAUCGCUUUGUGCUUUCAAAAGGUCACGCUGCUCCUGUGCUCUAUGCUGCAUGGGCUGAGGUAGGAUUCCUCUCCGAGAGCGAUCUUCUCAACCUGCGCAAAAUCGACUCAGAUCUUGAGGGUCAUCCCACUCCUCGCCUCGAGUUCGUUGAUGUUGCUACGGGCUCACUCGGUCAAGGUUUGAGCAACGCAGCCGGUAUGGCGUACACGGGUAAGAACAUUGACAAAGCCAGUUACCGCGUCUACUGUAUAAUCGGUGACGGUGAGUCUGCAGAGGGCAACAUCUGGGAGGCAAUGGCUUUUGCUUCGUACUACAAACUUGAUAACCUCGUGGCGAUUUUUGAUGUCAAUCGUCUCGGCCAGACGGCUCGUACCAUUAAAGGGAAGCCAGUGGCACUCAUCCUAAAGACUUACAAGGGCUUCGACUUUCCCGAAAUCUCUGAUCAGGAGAACUGGCACGGCAAACCGCUCGGGGCACAAGCAGCCAAGGUCAUCGAUUACCUUGAAAAGAAGUUGACUGUUCCUUCCACGAUGGGCAAGUUGAAGCCACAGGAACCC